Messenger RNA from Medicago truncatula (barrel medic), 927 nucleotides. RefSeq lists its product as uncharacterized. Gene Ontology annotation, molecular function: RNA-DNA hybrid ribonuclease activity; nucleic acid binding. The transcript has 3 exons. NCBI's taxonomy places the organism in Eukaryota, Viridiplantae, Streptophyta, Magnoliopsida, Fabales, Fabaceae. The coding region runs from base 1 to 927 and encodes 308 amino acids. The record is from RefSeq and is a predicted model, not a curated record.
AUGGACGAUACUGUGUACGUAGUGUAUACAAGUUAUGUGUAUCAGAGCUGGUUGACUCUUCUUAUUUGUGGCGCUCGGGAUAUUGGACUGGAAUUUGGAAUCUCAAAGUUCCCCCGAAGUUUGGAAUAUGGCCUAUGGGGUUCUAUCCAACAUGCUCUUUCAACUACCGCGUCAGCUACAAAUGCUAUUUUUUCACUACUUCAGAACUUGUCUGCUGAUUUAUCGCAACGAUUAGCAACUGUAAUAUGGAGUAUUUUGAAACACCGCAAUCUUAGAGUUUGGGAAGAUGUAAUAGAAACUAGUGAUUUAGUUGUGGAGCGAGCUCGAAAAAUGGUUGUUGACUGGCAAUUAGCAACCGCCCCUGACGCUAUUGUUUCCACAGAUCCCAGUUCGUCGUCAUUGACCCUCAAUGGGGGGCCUUCUACUUCGACAUUACACAAUGGCAGUCGAUGGCAACAUCCUAUGCCGGGACGGUACAAAUGCAACAUCGAUGUCGCUUUCUCUAACUCUCUCAAUCGAACAUGUAUUGGUAUAUAUAUUCGGGAGUCAGACGGUAGUUUUGUGUUGGCAAAAACUGUGUUGCAUCCUUGUUUUCUUCCGGUAGAUGUGGGCGAAGCACUUGGUUUAUACUUAGCUUUACAAUGGCUCAGUGACAUGCAGUUUGAUAAUGUGGAUUUUGAAACGAAUUCUAAGUUGACGGCUGAUGCUUUUCUCUCUGACAAGAACAACACGUGUGAAUUUGGUUGCAUUAUUACUUAUUGUCGUUCUUUGUUUAACUCUUUAUUUUCUAACUCUAUGGUGGAGUUUGUUAGGCGACAAGCUAACGGGGUUGCUUAUGCACUUGCAAGAGAUGUCACGUUACUAACUAGUCUCGCUGUCUAUUAUGAUAUACUCAUUAGUUCAGUUAAAAAUAAGAUGCUUAAGUAA